CAGACACUACGCAGCCUUUUCCUAAAAAUACUCCUGGAAUGUGCUCGAUGUUCAGCGAGGUCUGUGGCAAUGCCGUUGAUCGGAACAGGAAAACACAUGUUUCCUGAAGAUGUCGUACUACGUGUUAUGAGAGAAGAAUUUGAGAAAUUCAGCUCGAUGAAUCUGCCAGGCACGUUAAAGGAAAUCAAGCUAGUCAGAUAUGGUCAGCGUAUGAAACGAACCACUGUUCCGGCGCAACCAGUCAACGGUAAGUUAUUAAAGAAGAGUUAUCACAUUUUCUACGACACCUUGGUCGUUUUAUGAGAGAAGACUUGGUUGGGGAAAACUAUAAAGCAUUGUUGCGGAAUCAUUCUUUUCUGUCCAUGAUUCCCAAAGAUGAGCUAACCAACCAAACGUCAAACUUGCCAUGUACAGGUACUUAGGAGGAAAACAUGUUUCUGAAUUUGGCGGGAAACGUUUUUGUUUCCUAGGAAGUAAACUUUGUUUCCGUAACAAUAUUUCUAAUAAAAAUCAAGGAACAAUUUGUGGUUACACCAUGUAUUUAAUUUGAUUCUGAGCUUUCGGUCCGUGUACUCGGCCGUCUUCAGAGAAAGAAUGAACAUUAGAUCACAGAGUAGAUACAUAUAUAGCCUGCGAACAGGCUCUCAAGUUGAAUUGAGAGCCUGCAUCGAUGACUAAUGAAUUUGAAUAUCUGCGUCUCAAAUCGUGACGCGAAAUUCUCAUUGGUCAGAUGCUAUAAUUUAUAUGUUUCCGCUGAGCUCUAUAUAUGUCAACUGCUGAAGCAUUAUGCAUAAAAAACACUUUAACUGAUCAAAUUGGUCUUGGCCGUCUUGUCUCAAAGCACGAAAUGUUCUGUUUUGAGAAAACAGUAUUUAAAACAUUUGAACUUUUGCUUGAAUAUCUUAUAUUUCGUAAAACAGUAUAAACUGUACAGUCUAAAUUUAGUUUGCACGGUCUAAAUUUAGUUUGCACGAAAGUUGUAAACAACACCAUAUAAGGAUAGACAUUCCAUAUUUGGAAAAACGAACGUUACGGGGCAGAUAUUCAAAUUCAUUAGUCAUCGAUGCAGGCUCUCAAUUCAGCUUGAGAGCUUGUUCGCAGGCUAAUACAUAUAUAGAGUUAUAACUAGUGUACCCAUGCUCGGCAAGUUACUAGAUGCAUGCAUCUGAUUGGAUGACGACUCGCUUUAACUGCUCGCGGAACUUGCCGAGCACGCGCAGUUGACAUUUUUUGCUCGAUCGCCUGAAAAAAGUGGGUACAUGAAAACGUAAGCUUCCGCAGUGUUUACAACGGUCAGUUAUAGCUCUGUAUGUAUCCACUCUGUGAUUAGAUUGCGUCAGUAAACCUAGAUACCGUUGUUGUCGCGUGCGCAAAUAUGCGUAUACGUCAAAUUUAAAAACAAUAAUUCUACAAUUCUAAAUUGGAAACAACUUAGUCAUAGAAAAUUAGAAAUAAAGUAGCUGUUAAAAUUAGAACAGGGAUGUCCUAGUGUCAUUAAGUCGCUUGCCAUCUUGCAGAGUUGUCCGAUGUUUAAAAAUCUCUAUAGAUUCCCUCAUUUUCCGAGCGUAUAGUAAUUGCUAACAGGAACAAGAAGUGUUGAAUCAUUCCAUUCAAUCCGAUGUUCUUUUUCCCAGGCAUGUUUACUGUUUACCAAUUGCUGAGUUCAGCUUUGUUGCAAUAGUUCAGAUGUUCUUUUUGUCGGGUUUUCAGGUUUCGUCCGGUUUCUCCAAUGCAUGCCAUACCACAUUCACACGGGAUAUGGUAUACACCAGGUUUCAAAUCGUUGUUUGUCUUGUCUUUGUGAGUAUAAAGUAGUUGAUACAUUUUCUGUUGAGAGAUGUGGUAGACUUUGAUGUUUGAUUGCUAGAGAAUUCGUUCAAUUUUGUGGGUACAGGACCGAUGUAAGAAAUACAAUAGUUAAGGAAAGUCGUAAGACUUUCUUUACUAUGAGACCAAACAGAUAGGAUGUCGUCAACGUAAUGUUUCCAUAAUUUAAUUGUGAAUGGGCUGUUGGAGAGAGCCUUUUCUUCAAAGUCUUCCAUGAAGAGAUUGGCAAGAAUAGGAGAUAAGGGUGAACCCAUAGCAGCUCCGCUUGUUUGUUCGUAUAUAUUCAUCUCUCCACUGGAAGCAUGUUGAGCUGAGACAGAGCCGGAGUAAAUCAAUUAUUUCGUCUACUGUGAGGUACGUUCGCUCGUUAAGAGUGUUAUCUGCAAGAAGUUUUCGUUUAGCAAUCUCGUAGCCUUCGUUCACUGGAACGUUGAUAAAAACACUAACAAUGUCAAAACUAACUAUAUAGGAUGUCGUCGGUAUCCAGUUGAAUGUUUCUCAUUUCGUUCACUAGUGUUGAGGAGUUGAGAACGUAGUGUGACGUUUUUCCUACCAGAGGUUUGAGGAUUUUAGAUGUUGCGUUAUUAUAGGUUGGUGAGCCCUUUGGUGUUACUAUAGGACGAAGAGGGACAUCAGGUUUGUGAACUUUAAUUAUGUAAACCAUAACAUUUUGGACAAGUCGUUGCUGAUGGGUGUAGGUGGCUGUAAAGAUUGAAGGGUAAACUAUCGGCUUUAUGUAGUGAUAGUAGAUGCUUCGAUACGUUUAAUGCAAGGAGUCGGAUCACGUUUUAAUUUCUUGUAUGUAGUAGAUGAAAGCAUAUCUUUAACCUUAUGUUCAUAAUCCGUUUUAUCCAUGACAACGGUGGAAUUUCCUUUGUCAGCUUUCAAAAUGUGGAUGGAAUUAUCGUUCCGUGGAGAUUUGACUUUCUGUUCUCUAGGCCUAGGCGAAGGUUGUUGUCUGGUGGUUUAGCACGGCGUAAAGUCUCGGUGAUUUGUACACGAAUGCUGUUGGCUGUUUCGUUGUGCAAUUGAUAUAAAGCUGGCUGGAUUUGUUGUACAAAUUUAGGAAUCGACUUCGGGGUAAUAGCAAAGUUCAGACCAAGGUUUAGGACACAUUCUACUUCCGGGCUGAGUUGUCUUUGACUUAAGUUGAUUACAGUAUCCGGUUUUGUACAGGAUCGAUUUAAAGGAUUAGUAGUUAUCUUUGUGAGUUUAUCAAAUUUUGAUAAUUGUUUGGUCUUUGUCUCGUUGAAAAGUUUAGCUGUGCAACGUUUCACAAUUCUAUCAACAAUCUUGUAGUCUUCAUUUUCAAGAGUGUUAAGCAGGAAAUUUUUAGUAGAUAUAAUUGACGUAACCACAUAAUUAAGUUGUUUUCUUGUCCAAGAAAUUCGUUCUCUCACUAGAGCGAGUUCAGUUCGUUUAAUGAUAUUAGAAGCAUUCUUUGAGUGUAGGUUGGUGGUCAACACUAGUCCUUUUGGUAUAAUUUUACCAUCACUACAUAAAGCCAAUCCUCAAACCUCUGGUAGGAAAAGCGUCACACUCAACUCCUCAACACUAGUCAACGAAAUGAGAAACAUUCAACUGGAUGCCGACGACAUCCUAUAUAGUUUUGACAUUGUUAGUCUUUUUUAUCAACAUUCCAGUGAACGAAGCCUGCGAGAAUGCUAAACGAAAACUUGUUGCAGAUAACACUCUUCACGAGGGAACUUACCUCACUAUAGACGAAAUAAUUUAUUUACUCCGGCUCUGUCUCAGCUCAACAUGCUUCCAGUGGAGAGAUGAAUAUAUACGAACAAACAAUUAGCGGAGCUGCUAUCGGUUCACUCUUAUCUCCUAUUCGUGCCAAUCUCUUCAUGGAAGACUUUGAAGAAAAGGCUCUCUCCAACAGCUCAUUCACAAUUAAGUUAUGGAAACAUUACGUUGACGACAUCCUAUCUGUUUGGUCUCAUGGUGAAGAAAGUCUUACGACUUUCCUUAACUACCUCAACAGCAUUGACCCUGUCAUCAUAAUCAUCGAUUUCACUCAAAAGGUCGUGAGAAACACAAGAAGUUGCCAAACGAAAAGUUAACCAGAAAAUUGAUUGGUUUAGCAACAAGCCUAGGAAUAUGUAUUUCUCAAGCUCAUUUGUAUAAUAAUUUAUUAGCAAAACACAAAGGAAUUCAUCAUCGUAUCGUUGUCUUGAUAUAUACCACACUAAUAAAGAUUUUGUUUUACCAAUAAACUAGUGCGGAUUAAAAGAAACCUAAAACAACCAAAAUGUAAGUCAAGUCCAGAAAUUUCGUCAUGUGUAGAGUUAUAGGAGCAAGAAAACGGAACUAUUUAUUUUGUUUACUUAAUAUAGUAAAGAAUGCAUUAUGAUUUUACAUUAUGUAUUGGUCUUUCAUUUUAGGAUCAGAGUUAUCUCUGCCAUCCAAUUGGACACUCCAGCCAGAAAACCAACUAGUUAAGCUAGUCAGAAUUGCAACUUCAUCCCAAGAGUAUCUGGAAGUCUUCAACCACUUUGUAGCCCGAGGUGGCAAUGCAAGUCAACUUCGCAAGGUGGAAAGAAUUCAAAAUCCUCAACUUUAUUCUAGGUACUUGGCAUUCAAAAAAUCCAUGCGAGGUGAAGUCAAUGAAAUGCGUCUGUUUCACGGCACUGAUGCUGCUAAUAUUGAUUCGAUUAAUGCUCAUAAUUUCAGCCGAAGUUUUGCCGGAGUUAACGGUAAGGGAUAUUUUGUUAUUACAGGUAAAAUGAGUAAAUUGCUCUAAGACAGAAAUUUCAUUAAGACAGACAUCUCUCUUUGUUUGAUAUCUAGCCUCCUAAUUCUUCUUUUAUAAGACAGAUACGCUUCUUAACAAUAACGGGUAAACGACGAUGUUUUAAUCGUGACGUUAUCAUUUUAAUAGGUGUUGCGUACGGGAAUGGUGUGUAUUUUGCUCGUGAUGCUUCGUAUUCGAUGGGAUAUGCCAACCGACAGCUCUCAGAUGCUCUUCCAAAGAUGUACAUGGCCAAAGUACUUGUCGGUGACUACACAAAAGGGAAAAAAGGGAUGAAGGCACCGCCUUUGAAAAAUGACCCCCAUAAUCCUGGUCUGCGUUACGAUUCUGUUGUGGAUCAUCGUAGGAAUCCAUCAAUGUACGUUAUAUUCCAGGAUAACCAGUAUUAUCCCGAGUACCUUCUUACGAUGCGAUAGUUCUUCGAACUUUAAAAUUGAACAGUUAUAUAAGAUAUAACGUAGAAAUUUCGCCAAACUGUCAAUAUGUUGUAACAUGUUGUAAUGCCAUGACCAUCUCGGAAUCUUUUGUUUUUCUAGUUAAUGUAAACCUCAUGUUUUUCUUAUUGCUGUAUGUAUGUAUGUAUGUAUGUAUGUAUGUAUGUAUGUAUGUAUGUAUGUAUGUAUGUAUGUAUGUAUGUAUGUAUGUAUGUAUGUAUGUAUGUAUGUAUGUAUGUAUAAUGUAUGUAUAAACUUUAUUUCAACACGGAAAUCUCAUCAUUACAUAAAUAAUGCUCUGAGAACCGUGCAUAUAUACAAUUAUAUAAAUCUAUGUAAAUAUAGGAAGAAAGGAGAGAAAAGGAAAACAAAGGGGAAACUAGAUUUUACAAUAACUUGAAUUAUUAACUAUAUUACAUAUAUACAAUAAAAGCAUUAAUAAUACCUUAUUCAAGUGCCACCUAUGUUCCAACGUAAAGCAGCCUAAUUUUUCUAAAAUAAAGAUGUAAUAUCAUAACCACAACGUGUGAUAAUCCGCCCAGCACGAUUUUGUAAUUUCUGAAGUUUCUCUUUAGAACCUUUAUUGCAGUUAUCCCAUACCGAUGAACAAUAGUCGAAAUACGGUUGUAUAAUUGCAUAAUAUACUUUCUUUAAUGCGUCUACUGGG
Messenger RNA from Paramuricea clavata, 5686 nucleotides. The record is from the annotation of a GenBank genome assembly. Lineage: Eukaryota; Metazoa; Cnidaria; Anthozoa; Malacalcyonacea; Plexauridae.